Knipowitschia caucasica is the source of this 603-nucleotide messenger RNA. Lineage: Eukaryota; Metazoa; Chordata; Actinopteri; Gobiiformes; Gobiidae. The record is from the annotation of a GenBank genome assembly.
AUGCCCCAAGGGGUAACCAACGCUCCCAGUGCAUUCCAGAGACUCACGGAGAAGUGUAUGGGGGAUGUAAAUCUCAAAGAAGUCUUCACGAGCACUUUUGAAGAGCCCGAGAAGCGACUAGUGCAAGUCCUCGAGCGUCUCAAGGAGUUUGAACUAAAACUGUCCCAGGAAAAAUGCAAAUUUUUCCAGUCCAGUGUGUGUUACCUCGGGCAUGUGGUGUCCGAGAAGGGUGUUGAGACAGACCCCGAGAAGUUAUCCUCACUCAAAUCCUGGCCAGUUCCCCGAAACUUGAAGGAGCUGAGAUCCUUCCUCGGGUUCGCAGGAUACUAUCGGGGGUUCAUCAGAGACUACGCCACCCUAGUCAAACCACUCAAUUCUCUCACUCGUGGCUAUGCACCAAUGCCAGUACGACCGGCUUGGGAGCCGUCCUCUAUCAAGACCAAGAGAAUCAGCUGCGGGUCAUCGCCUAUGCAAGCCGAGGCCUGUCGCAGGUCCCAGAACCUUCUCUCGCUAGAAGACCCCACACUCGCAGCCAGAAUCAACCUGCUGAGCCUGCUGAUCCGGUUGUGGAGAGCGACAGUGAAGAUAAUGCUCAUUCCAUAA